GAUUUUCGAAGUCAUCGGUCGGAAAGUGUACCGCGAGAAAAUCUCUUUGACAGUUCCUUGACCUUUUCUUUGACAAUCCUCCCUUGAGCCUCCCCCCUUCUCUCACUCUUUUCGUUUCGUCCGAUUGAUAUAAUGGAAAUUGGAUUUGUCUUUUUAAUCGAAUUUUCGCGCAUGUAUUCUUAUUUUGAAAGAUACGCGUUGUUGCAAGCUUAUCCCCACUCACAUUCCUCACGUGCACUUGUGGAAAGGACUUUGCGCGCUCUUUCGAGAUAGAUGGAUUCUUCUUACGGAGAAUGUCAGAUUCGAAACAAUUCAAGAUUUUAUAAAAACCUCGCAAAUCGAUAUCAAAUAUUACGCCGUAUUUAUACCAAGAAUUUCUUGUCUAAUCGAGACAAGAGCUGUGGCAUUCAUCGUUUCCUGUUGUAUUAGCUUGGCACAUUAUAUUAUACACAUUAUACUGAUUCAUCGGAAAUUCGCUAAUGAUGCUACGAAGAAGAGAGAGAAAGAGACUCUUUGCACACGGGAAACGAAGAAGAGUUGUAUGCGACGUUUUCCUUACACAACCGCAACAAUACCUCGAGUUGGAUUUACUUCACAUAUGUCAUCGACGAGGUUGCCUAGCGACGAAUGAGUCAACAAACGAAUCCUGGAUCAUUGACAGUCAAAAAUGAGUCGGCGAGCUGUGACUCAUUCAUUAUUUUCGAUUCUGUUUUUUUCGACGACAAUCAAAUCCUAUUAAUAUCACGUGAUAAUUUGAAAAUGUCGUGCAAAGUGGAAAAGAUGAAGAUAACUGCGAGUUAUAGAGUGAACGAACCGAUAAAUAAUUUGAAGAUAAGAGUGCGAGUCGCGCAGCAGAUAUCUCCACUGGCCGAGCUGUUGGCCGAGGAGUCCAAUGGCGGCGAGACCAGAGACUCAAAUUUCUUGGAGGAGGAAGAACGUAUUUUUAACUGGCAGGAGAAGGUGUUCGGUCCAUUCGAAAUAGAUUUCUAUGCGGACGAGAAGAAUUGUCUGACCGAUUGUCAGCGAGAGUAUCAUCGACGUAUCAGCGAUGAGCAGCUAGAGGGUGCCCGAUUAUAUUCUUACACAGAAAACGACUCUUACUACGUCGACGAUGAUCUUUUGACGACACCUUACAGGCAGGAAUUGGAUUUGUCCUAUCUAUCGAUGAAGAAUCAAACCGCGCUGCCGGCCAUACAGAAUCGUAAGCCCUUCCAGGAGCGAUAUAAUAAGAGUGUGCUAGACGACAGAUCCACAAAUGCCAGGAUCCGAUCGAGCCAUUAUCUCUACACCGAACGCAUCAGCAUGCAUGUGAUGGCCGAUCUAUCUCGUAGAGACGAGCCUGCGAUCGACGGAUUGGCGGACUCGGAAACGUUACUUUGCUCUGUGACUUAUGACAAGGCGCGCAAACAGCUGACGAUUAGUCCCGAUUUCACGAUCGACGCCGAGCACGAGCGUUACUAUAGCGUCAUUAAUAGCCACGGUGUCAAGUUCAAUUAUUGGAUCGAACAUGUUUCCGCGAGACCAACAUCGACGGAACUACAGGAGCAACGCGAAACUACGCGGCGUGAAGUACAACAACAGCUUGCUUACAAAGAAGUAGAAUUAUACAAGGAACUGCAAUUGCCACCAGCGAAUUUCUCUACUCUAUUUUUAAAUUUAGACAUUGUGUCAGCUCAUGGUUUUUCUUAUGAUGGAUUGUUUAUUAGCUAUUUUGUCGAUUUGCCACAACAUUGGACUACAAAACAAAAAGAAAAAUUAUUCGGGAGAACACAGAGGUGUCUUUUAGAAAAUAAAUCGGCGCAUUUUAGUUAUUGUACCGAUAUAUCUUUACAUUAUCCAUCAAAUGAAUCUCAACAAUUAAGUGGCGAUACAUUGUCAAUACUUUGGCCUCGUUUGUUAUUUUCUGUGGCGUCUCUAGAUAGUUGGACCAGGUAUCGAAUAGACGGAUAUGCAGCGUUACCAAUACCAAUGACACCUGGUACAUACAAAUUUACAAUUCCUACAUGGCGUGCAAAAGGCAAUAUCAUCGACACUUUGCGACGUUUUUUCGUUGGCGGUUCUUACGAGCUCGAAGAUAUUACAUAUUGUAGUAUUCCAAUGGCACAUGAGUGUAAAGUUUUAGACAAAUCAAAGUUAAAGGUUGUAUCAAGUGGAGAUAUUAAAAUUAAUAUGAAUAUUGUAAUUCAAAAUGCUUCACACAUGAAACAUUUUAAUUAUGAAAUCGAUAAUUCUAAUAGAGUAAGCACCGAUGCGCUCAUAAAUAAUGUUGAAAAUGUUCUCGAACAAUUUAAAGCAGCUAAGGAACGCAUGAUACGAAUAAGAAAGAUUAAUUCCUAAAUAUAAAUUACUCCAAAUAAUGACAAAAUACU
Camponotus floridanus (Florida carpenter ant) is the source of this 2369-nucleotide messenger RNA. RefSeq names its product Meckel syndrome type 1 protein (gene Mks1). The record is from RefSeq and is a predicted model, not a curated record. Gene Ontology annotation, biological process: cilium assembly. The transcript is spliced from 7 exons. The coding region runs from base 628 to 2337 and encodes 569 amino acids. Gene Ontology annotation, cellular component: MKS complex. Lineage: Eukaryota; Metazoa; Arthropoda; Insecta; Hymenoptera; Formicidae.